This is a messenger RNA of Podarcis lilfordi (Lilford's wall lizard), 23766 nucleotides long. The record is from the annotation of a GenBank genome assembly. Lineage: Eukaryota; Metazoa; Chordata; Lepidosauria; Squamata; Lacertidae.
GAAAGAGGGAAGUUCUUGUGACAGAUGCACAGCCUUAGUUGCUGCUGGGUUUAUUGUUAUUUUGGGCCAUCACAGCUUGGCUGAAUCGGACCCUGGCAAACAGCUGCACUCAGCCCUGAAAGGGCACUCUUAACACAGCUAAGCUGAGCUCCUCAGCCUUCGCCUGCAUCUUCACUAUCAGGUAGGAAUACAAAUGAAUGAUUCCUAGGGAAAUAACUCUUACUCGAGAGCUUUGAUCUUCUAAGGGUUUUUUGAUGAAUGACCCAUAAGGGGAUGUCUCACCAGGGGUGUUCGCAGGUGACACACAGCAAGGGUACAAUCUGUGUACCUGUGUAGCUAGGCAGUUGAGCUGUACACACUCGCAGAUAUUCACAUCUAAUGUUCAAUGGGAGUCGGGUCUGUGUACACAACAGUGGAGCUUUGCAAAUCAACACAUGCAAAUUGUUUCAUGCAAACCCUUGUACUGUGUAGAGGCAGCUGGCACCUCUGUUCAGUCUAUUGUGUGAACAAGGCAACUAGCAGUUGUGAUCCAUGUAGGGCUGGCUGUAGCUUUGGCAGGUCCCUGGGCAAACUGUCUCCUCCAGACAGCAGCCCAAUGUACAGGGUUGGGGAAACAUUUCCCAUCACUUCCCUGCUGGGAGAAACUCUGUAAAGGAGUUGUAAAUGUUACAUAGCUGUGCCUUUCAAUGCAGGUGUGUUUGUUUACACAGAUUGUCACUGUGGGGGACCCAAUCAGGAAACAAGGCAGUGUUAACCCUUCACCCCCCACUGUGGCUUCUCUUCACCUGCAAUUGGCAAAGUAAAACAAGAUUUUGUUUAUCUCAGUUGCGUAGGUUUGGGACUCUCAAUUCUGAUUGAGAUUUGAAGCAAACAGUUAAAGCCUUCUAACAGGCACUCCUCCCUGCUUCUUGGGUUCCGAUCUGGAUCCAGUAUCAUGCUGUCAAAAUGUGUAGCAGGGUGGGGUGGGGGUGGGGAAACCCUUCCAUUCCCUUCAUUUAAAGAUACAGCUACACAGGUAAUACAAACUGUUCUUUGACCCAUGUGUUAGAAAGAUUGGUAGGAGGUCAUGCGGUAGUCGGAUUUGUUGAAGUUGGCUUCACUCCAUUUCUCAUGUAUCCUAUCUUAAUUUUUGGUUUGCCACAUUUCCACAUUCGUUUGCUUUUUUCCUUUAAAGUAUCUUUUUUAAAAAUUGUACACCUUUGUAUGCCAUUUUGCCUUAUAGAUACAUUUUCCCAAGCAAAUUUACCUAACAGAAAGCAUUUUUAAUGUGGUCAUUCCUACCAAUAUAUGCAUUUUAAUGCAUACUUCCCCCUCCAUGUGCAUUUUAAAUGGGCGUUUUGAUGGAAGACUUGUGCAUUUGGAGAACGGCCAAAGGAUAGCUGAGUUUUGGUCAACACUUUAUUUCAGGAAAUGAGAAGUAGGUAGUUGAACAUUAAAAUAUAGACUGAACCAAACUUCGCUCCCAACCCUAGGGAGGUCCAACCACAAGCAGCCUUUGAAUUUGGUUCAGAACUCUUUUCACCCAUGUGUGUGUCUGUCUGUCUGUGAUCAACUCCGGCCCAAGAAAUCAAUGUCCGCACUGUGGAAGGACAUGUGGGUCCGGAAUUGGCCUCCACAGUCACUUACCAACUCAUUGUUAAAACUGUGUCUAUGGAAGACAAUCUUACUCGGCUAUGAGUGAUCGCCAAAGAAAAGAAGAUUUAUUUUUACAAUGUUGCAUUUAUUGUUCAUGUUUUGUGUGUAUAUGCACACACAGUUAGUUGUAUUUAUUGAUUUGGGUUUUGUUUCCCCCCUCCCCUCCGGCUUUCCCAAAUGCAAUAUAUAAAUUCAAAGUUUUCUGUGCUUAAAAUACUUCAGUUUUGUUUGCUUCCUCUAAUAACUUUUGUACUUGAUCAGGAGGAAGUGCUCAAGCAAGGAAACUGAUGUGAAAUAGAAUGUUCCUGUUUUCAUCUGAGGAAUGUCGGAGGGUAUAGCUGCACAUCCUAUUGAUGGCCUGACUCUGUAAGGGAUGCUACAACUGGGGUGGGCAGGCAUACAGGUUGCAAAGUCUAUUUAUUGCAAGGGGAGGAUGAACUCUAGUAGAGCAGCUCAGUCUGCUGAGUCUUGCCUCUGCGAAAAAGAGGAGACAGAGACAGCAUGGGGCUGAUGGCAAAGUAAAACAAGAUGGACAGCUGAUGGGGCAGCCUGAGACCCCUGCACUGCCCUGCACUCAUAGGGGGGAUGUCACAGGGCCUGGCAUGUCUAAGUCUUCUGAUCCAAGCUUCACUGUACUUCCUGCAGCAUCUCAGCAUGCCGGAAAAGCAGUAGCUGUCAGUGGCCAGAUCGAAACAGGCAGGAGUUUGAAAAGGAGCUUUCAAUUUUGCAAGGCAAAUUCAGUGCAUGUUCACUAUGGUUGGUGAAAUUGGUCCAUUUUGGUUUCUCCUUAUUUAGAAUUGUAAGUUCUGUAUGCAAUAUAGCUGUAUUGUUUUGGAAAUGUUCUUAAGAAGUUUCCUUGCUCUCAUGCAGAUCAAGCUAGUAUUUCUGAGCUCUGAGGGGGAAGUGGAGAGGUUGGAGUCUCCUAUUUAUAUCCUACUUCUGAGCAUUGAUAUGGGCUCUACAGAAGGCCUGAAAUGGAUGUGGGAGUCACACUGGAAUAUUUUGAUUGAAGACAAUGGGUGGACUUCUAUGUGGUUAAGGUUCCCAUUGACAUCCAUUUUAUCUACCAUGAGAGAACAUGCAUUGAAAAUAAUGCAAAAAUGCAAAAAUAUGAGACUGUUUCAAACGAAGGUGUCUAAUUAGAGAUCCUGUUGGAGAGGAUAUAAGGAGCCGAGGUAAUUUAAGGUCAGGUGGAGGACAAAGUGUCAGAGUUUUGGACUGUGGUCUUUGCAGAAAUUUCUAUAGUGAUUGGACAACAAGUAUUGAAAUCUCUGGAAACACUACUGUUAAAUAGGAAGGGCACUACAUUAGCUGAUUGGCAGAAAGCGGUUUGGGGAGUUGCUUUGGUGACCCCUCCCCCAAUAAUCUGCUUAAAGAAACAAAAUAUUAAUUUUCUUUUGUACUGGUUUGGUGAUUUUUAUUGUUUAUGAAAGCAAGGAUGAAAUUCAAAGACAACUCCCAGCAGCAUGCAAAACUUUCUGGCUCCUGUGAACAUAAUGGAUUUGAAUUUGUAUUCUCUCCCCGCCCCCCCCAUCCUUUAUGCUUACUGGAGACGGCUGUCUUCCUGGUAGUUAGGGACAUUGAAAAGUGCCAUACACAGAGUCAGCCCAUUGGUAUUAUUUAUUGUUUACUUAUUACCUUUCUUUUUCUAAGGCGCUCAAGGUGGUGCACAUGGUUCCCUCCUCCCUUUCAUCCUCACUACAACCCUGUGAGGUAGGUAAGGUGAAGAGAUGGUGACUGGCCCAAGGUCACCCUGUGAGUUUCAGGGCAGAGUGGGGAUUUGAACCCUGGUCUCCCAAGUCAUAGUCCAGCACUCUAACCAUUACACCACACAGGCUCAUUGGUCCAUUCAAGUCAAUACUGCCUACUGACUGGCAGCAAAUCUCCAGGACUUGAGGUAGGAAUCUCUCCAUGCCUUGCGACGACAGGCAUUGGAUCUGGGACUUUUGCAUGCAAAUCAUGUGCUCUGUCUCUGAGCUACGGCCCUUCCCAUAGGAGUACUAUGGGAGAAGAAGCUCAAUAGACAGGAAUAGAGCUUGUGACAGGUUCUCCUCCUUCCACCAAGGUGCAUAAAAGCACAUUUCCAUACACAUUCUUAUGAUUCUGGGAAUAUAUUUUUGAUGGUAAAUAACUGUUACUGAAUGAAUCAAUAAUCCAUUUCCAUCCCCUUGCUUCCAGAUUUGGCCCUUGCAUGAAUUCACAAUGAGGAGCUUCUUUUGUCUGCUCUUCCUUCCAGGUAAUGCAAGUGUGAUGCAGGUUUGAUUUGUGCCAACAAAAGCAAACUGGGCUUCUGGUCUCAUUUAAGCACCACUGCUCUCUUUGGUCUUUAGAAAAGAAUGAGGAGAAGGCAGUGGUGGAUGUUGGGCUCUCAGAUUUCAGCAGUGCCCUUUGCGACACUAAAAUUCCAUGAGGCCCCCCCCCCCCGUAGCUCCAUUCUGAAACCGUGUCUUGAUGCCCCCUGCAGGGUAGUGCUCAGUGGGACCACACCACUCCUGCCACCCUAAAAGUGCCUCUGAUGAUGUGAUGAUGGUCCAGUUUAAAUCUCCCACUAAUGCGCUGCUAUUGACAUGUUUCAGAAUAUUCCUGCUAAAAAGCCACCAGUCUCGAGCGGUAGUCAGAAGUUUAGUUUAGUUUUGAUUAGAGAGCACUGCCUUCAGAUCAUUUUCACCAUCCUUCUGAAUGCAUGGUGGCAGCUGAGCAAAAUAUCACAUGUUGUUCUCCGAUUUAGGUAUCUUGGGUAAGGAAAAUAUGUUGACUAUUGCACCGAAUAAUCUGGCUGCGUGGGAAGGAUCCUGUAUUCUGAUUCCAUGCAAGAUCGAUGAAACAUAUAAGAGCGUUCGGGUUGACAACUUCUUCCUGAUUUGGUAUUUUGACCCUAAGUAUGAAGACAAUCUGAAAGAUUUUACUGGUAUCAUGUUAUACAAUGGCUCCACCAUCUCAGAGAACAACCUGACUGCAACAAGUCCCCACUUUCUGGAUCGGGUGAGGUUUGUUGGGAAUUUAAACAGCAGAAACUGCAGCCUGAAGAUCUCUCAUCUCCAGAAAAAUGACAGAGGCACAUAUGGAGCAAGACUUUAUGGCUUUGUUGGAAUCAAUCGUCAUCUAGACAUGUGGUUUGCUCCUGCUGCUGUUAAUGUUAACGGUAAGAAACUUUCAGAGAUGAUUUGUUCUCCACUCUUGCGAAAGUGGUCAAGUAGUCUGGAAGCUAAGGGCACCUCCAGACUGUCACUCUUCUGUGGGAGAGAUUCAAGUGCAUACCACAAAUGUAGAUUUAUGCUCUUUUAAGUGCUCUGUUGCCCUAGUGCAAGAAUUCACUUUUAAAAAGAAUCAGCCUUUCUGUAGCUUGGCAAGUGACAGGGUCAUGCACUGAAAUGUGUGGGGUGAGCAAAUGACUAAUGUGGGAAGAUGAGUAAAUACCUCAUAAAGAAAUCAAUAUGAAUAACAGAUGCAUAACUGCCCUGUGAUCAAAUCAGAACAAAUGGUCAACAAGGAUAUACUCUGCGUAAGUUUAAUGCAAGGAAAUACAGUGGUACCUCGGGUUAAGUACUUAAUUUGUUCCGGAGGUCCAUUCUUAACCUGAAACUGUUCUUAACCUGAAGCACCACUUUAGCUAAUGGGGCCUCCUGCUGCUGCCGUGCCGCCGCGGCGCGAUUUCUGUUCUCUUCCUGAAGCAAAGUUCUUAACCCGAGGUAAUAUUUCUGGGUUAGCGGAGUCUGUAACCUGAAGCGUAUGUAACCCGAGAUACCACUAUAAAGAUGAACGUUCAAUAAAUAGGUCUUCAGGUGGAGUACUAAACUUUCACUUUUCUAAUGCCGUAAUUAUAAUCCUAUAGGAGUCAUAGAAUCAAAGAAUUAUGGAACUGGAAGGGAUCUCAAGAGUAGACUAACAGUAAUGGGUAGACUGGUAACUGAAGAACAUUUCUGGAAUCCCCUCCUAAGGGUUUGCUCAAUGACACUAAUAAUGUAAUAAUGUAUUUGCUAGGCAGCCAUGCCAUAUCUUUGUGUGAAACUAAUGUGUCAUUCAUCAGCUACAUUGUGUUGCAUCAAACGUUAGUCCACUCAGAGUAGACCCAAUGAAAAUAAUGGACCUAAGUAGAUUAACUACUAUAGAUACAAUGCACUGUGUUCUUAUUUGCCUUGCCAGUAUCUAGUGCUGCGUUUUUCACAGCACUUUGUUAUGCAAAAAGAAUCAAAUAUUUAUUUAUUUAUUUUACUACGUAACAAAUUUAUAAUCUGCUUUAUACCCUGAAGGCCCUGAAUUGGCGUGCAAGUUAAAUAUAGGGAUACUAUAUACACAAGUUCAGCUUUAAAAAUUAAAAUAAAAAAUUCAUAUGAACUUCAAAUCAAGAAAACCACCUCUGCAAGUUCUACAAAAAAAGAAUAAAAUCAUUUCUGCAAAUGUCCAUUUGACAAAUAUCAACUCAGAGGCAGGUAUAACUAUGCUAAGAUGCAGCAUCACAGAAGGGGUUAAAAAUAGGCCUGGAUGCUUCUUGCCAUUUUUGGAUAGAUGAUCAAGGCUCUUAUUUGCUCAACAGCUUCCUUUAAGAUCAGGGAGGGGAAACUUUAAACUUCCAGAAGUUGCAGGAUUAGAACCCCCAUCACCCCUGACCAUGCUGGCUGAGGCUGUUGGGAGUUGGGGUCCAAGGACAUGCGGAGAAUCACAAGUUCUCCAUCUCUGGUCUACAGCUUUGCCUGAUCAAUGUCUUGGAAUUUCCCUUUUUAAUUUUCUGCAUGCAGUGUCACCACCCAAACCCCAAAUAGAAAGCAGAAUGGCACAAAUCCGAGAACAGUGGCCAGUGACAGUGACCUGCUGGGUAUUUUACCACUGCCCCGAUGAGCCAAUUAUGUUGACUUUCAGCGGCUUGGAGGAGAGUCGUAUGUCUUCCCAAAAAACAACCAAUAGAGAUGGAAAAGUCCAGACUGUUCUGAGUUUUACUCCAACUUGGGAGGAUCACAGGAAAACGCUGACAUGCACUCUGAAAAGCCACAAUGGGACAGAGAUAUCCCAGAGCACCAUGACAUUGGAUGUGAAAUGUGAGUAUUCAGGGGGGAUGAAACUGGGCUAUGUGGGGGAAAUCUGGAAAAAAGAUAUUUCACCUGAACUGCACAAGAUUCUGUUCCUCUGAAAAGCCAUCGUCUGAACUCUGAAUCUUGUGAGGGAUGGGGGGCUUUGGCUUAGGCAUUUACAGUAGUAAGAAGCAUGUGAUUGUUGCAUUUGGAAGGAUAUUACUGUUACUGAGUACAAAAUGUGAUGGGAAUCCCUGCAAGAUGGGAGGGGGUUAUAAUUAAGGGUCCCUGAUUAUAUUCUAGGACCUCCAGCCUUGCAGCUGCUGUCACUUUCUGAUGGUACUUAUGACUUCCAUAUUUUAUUUAUUUCAGAUAGUCCCAAAAGAGUUAAGCUGAGCGCUAUGCCUGGAAUCACAGUCCGAGAAGGGGAGAAACUCUCUCUUGCAUGUACAGUCAACAGUAGCAACCCUGAAGUUACAUACCAAUGGUACUGGAAGGAUAUGCGGAAAUAUGAAUGGAGGAGCCCAAUAAAGGAAUUUGAACCUGUAGGAGAACAAGAUUCUGGUGUCUAUCGCUGUACAGCUGAAAACACAGUUGGAUCCGGUAGCUCAGAACUGACCAUCAAUGUCCAGUGUGAGUUUCUUUGUUGGGCUGGUGAAUGAUGACCAUCAAGAUUUACAGACAUUACUCACCUCUUCCUUCCUCUUUUGAGGGACUUUUCUUAUUCCAGAAGAGAACUACUUUCUCCUUCUGAUUUUCAUGCACUGUGUGACUAUCAGGACAGGAAACAGGAAAAAGCUUGUUUAAAGCCAAUUCUAUACACACACCAAUAUAGUUUGUAAACCUGCAUCAUUGGUCUUGCAUAAAAUGUACCUUUAGAAUACAAUCUUAAGUCCGAUCACCUUCAGCCUCACUCACCUCACAGAGUGUUUGUUGUGGGGGAGGAAGGGAAAGGAGAUUGUUAGCCGCUUUGAGACUCCUUCAGGUAGUGAUAAAGCGGGAUAUCAAAUCCAAACUCUUCUCUUCUUCAAAGAUGGGCAGGGUUGCAUCCAGGGCUGGCUGGUGGCUGGCUGGGUCUGGAGGAAGCAUAGACAUGGCCUCAUUUAACCCCAUAGGUGCCGAACUGCAGUAUCUGAACACCUUUCUGUGGACUUUUCCAACACCCCCAAAUGAGAAAUAACAGAUAUGAUGAGAAAAUUAUUUAAUACUCUCCCAAAAUCUCCCUCCUGGGGUUGGGUUGACUCACCCUGAUUAAUGUGGCAUGCUGGACCAGGAUCUUCAGCAGCAGGAUUAUAAUCCCUACUCAGACAUGCAGUUCACUGGGAGUUCCUGGACCCCAGUCACCAUUUCUCAGCCUAGCUUACUUCACAGGAUUGAUGUGAGGAUGAAAUGGGGAGGUGGAGAACCACACUCAGCAGCUUGAGCUCCUGGGAGGAAAGGUGGGAUGAAAAUAUAUACUGUACAUAAAUAAUGGUUGGCCAAAUUAAUACCACAGCAGUAAACAUCAUAAUCACCAUCAGUUAAUUAACUGAUGAUGAUGAUGAUAGAGGGGGCAGUAGUGAUUCUGUUGACACGGUGGUAGCAGAGGUGGCAGUGAAUGGUAAUGAUAAAAGUGAAGUCUUACUCUGACUUCCCCUGUGUGUGAAGACAGGCUCUGGCAGACUGAACAGAUGAGACCAAAGUGGGUCCAAUGGUCAAGGAGACAGUUUCUGCACUUGCUGUAGAGGGGAGUGGGGGGCAGAUGGGCUCAUCAACCCUGGGAAGGUAGCCCAUCUAGGAGAAGGAAAACUCUGAUCCAGAGUGGAGUCUCUAUGAUGGUUAGAUGGUGCCUUGUAUAGAUGGUGCCUCCUUCUGGCAACUCCUGCAGCCAAGCUGGUGCCAAACAUGUUGCUCUGCUUUCUUGUGGGCCACACAAGCAAGUUGGAGAAGGGGGUCUUCUCUUCAGGGCAGCUCAGGACCUCCAUACCCACUGCCCAGGCUCGUGCCAUAUGGAGGUCACUUUGAUGCUGCUAACGCAGCGAUUUGACUAAACCCACGGAAGCACACUCUGUUGUCUCUCAAGGCAGGUGGAUGCCAACAGCAGUCAUCAUCAGCAUAGUAAUGAUCUGUCUUCUAACAGUAUCUCAAAAUGUCCCUCCUGGAGUGGGCUGACUCACCCUUCCAUAUGGUGGGGCCAGUUUUGCUACCUUCACCAAUUCCUGAAUACACACGUUACUCUCUCACAGUUCUCUUGUCCCCCAAGGCAGCACACACAUUUUCUUGCCCUGAAACAAGAGUCCUGAUUUCAGUGUCCAUAAUAUCUCUACCCCAGAUCCACCAAAGGAUGUGAAGAUUGACGUGUCACCAGGGAGAAUCAAAGAAGGGGACAACGUGGUUUUGCGAUGCUCUUCCCGAGGGAAUCCUGCCACCAACCGCCAUGGUUGGUAUAAAGAUAGGGAGUCUGGCAUAAUUGGAACUGACAAGGAGCUGCAUUUUGAGGCGAUCCAGGCCAGAGAUUCCAGUACCUAUUACUGCAUAGCCUGGAACACCAUUGGAAAUUCAACAUCCUCAUCCGUCACCCUGGAUGUUCAGUGUAAGUAACCUCAGUUUCAGGAAGUGAAGGGUCUGUAGCUUGGACUUUGACUGGCAGGGUCAUAGCUGUGCUCUGCAUCAGCUGCCACCUGAUCCUUAUAAAAACCCUGGAGGUACCAGGAAUAUUGACCACUUGCAUGCAAAGUAUGUGGCACAUCAUAUACAAAUUUAAAAGACAGUUGGGCGUAUUUGCUGGAGAAGAUUAUCAAUGGCAGCUGGACAUGACAGCUUUGUUGUACCUCCACCAUCAGAGGCUAUGUGCUGGAAAUCUCAAGUGGGGACAGUGUUCUUGUGUUCAUGUCCUGCUUAAGGACUUCCCAUAUGCACAGUGGUUAUUGACCACUGUGAGAUGGGCCUUUGGCCUGAUUCCUAUGGGCUGUCCUGAAGCUCUUACCUUGGGAUGCAAUGAGAGGUCAAGCAAGGCUGUUUGUAUAAACGAGCAACUCUGCUUGAUUUCUGCAAGCUGAAUUGGGAUAGUAGCACCAGCCACCUUGAGUGAAUCUUGUCCCAAUCCUGCUUGUGCACAGCCCUUGAAUACCAUGCUGGUGGAGGUGGAGGGUGAAUCCUUUACUCUCUGGUUAGAGCUUAUGGAGAGAGUUGGGCACCACCAACCUUCCUCUAUUGAUGUUCUCCAUGUUCAUGAUCCUCCUUUGCUGGCUAGUGCAGAGUGAAUUAAGGCCAUUGAAUGCUUCAUUUAAGAACAGAGGUGGCUGCCUUAUACAGAGUCAGACCACUGGUCCCAUCUAGUUCUAUGUUGUCUAAACUGGCCAUGGCUCAAAGUUCCAUGCAGGAGACUCUCCUAACCCUGUGUGGAGAUACUGGGGAUUGAACCUGGUACCUUCCACACGCAAGGCAGAUACCCUACCACUGAGCUAUGGCCCUUCCUUUUAAAGGCUGUAAAUCUGAAUGUGCAAGGCCCACUACUGCAUUUUCAGUAUGAGCAAUUUCUUGCUCACCUGCUCCUACAUAAUUUAUACUUGGGGGCAUCCACAGUGUGGCAGACUAGCAGCCCAUGUGUGUUGACUGCUUCCAUGCUUCUGCUGGUGAUAUUUGAAUGAUGCUGAUCAUGCUAGUGGGACUGGGAAAUUGGGUAGUGAUUCUGUCAGGGCAGGUGCCAGGAGCUGGUCAGUAAUAACUCACAUGAUGUCACUGAAGUUAACUCUUUAUUCAAAGAAAUAAACAGCUCAGGAUUCCAGGCCUAGUGGGCACAGUAACUCUUCCCAGUAGAUUGUGGGAGAUGUCAGAGAUUGAACUACAAUCUUUAAGCUGCAACCUUUCCCAUGUUAUUGUGACUAUAACUCAACUUUUGGAAAGUGGGUAUAAAUGUAGAAAUGAAAUACUUCUGGAAAAUGACCAGCAACCGUGCACAUAAACAACUUGGAGAUUAUCAACAUUAACUCGUCAAUGUGCAACAUUUGUAUUUAUAGGUAUUUAUGCUCAUUCUUUGCUAUUUUGUGUGUGACUGAUUAUUGUGCACAUCUCCCAACUACGCACAUCAUGGAUGAUGUUUCUCAGGAAUAAAAAAAGCAUUGAUUUGAUUUUCCAGAUGCUCCCAAGAAUGUCCAGCUUACCCUUAAUAGCCGUCAGCCCAUAACAGAAGGAGACACUGUCCCACUGAACUGCUCUGUGGGCAGCAGUAACCCCAGUCACAAAUGGUAUAACUGGUACAAGUCAGGGAAACGUAUAACUCAUACUCAGGAACUGUACACCUUUACUGCAUCACCUGAAAAGGUCAGCAUUUACAAAUGUGAAGUUUGCAACGUGAUCAACUGUACAGCAUCUGCACCCAUCUCUGUGAGAACACUCUGUAAGUAAUGCUACUGGAAGACCUGGAGCACAUGUACCAGUCAAGCAGAGGGAGAGGUUAUGGGAAGGAAGGUGCAGUCAUUUCGCAAACUUGAGCCACACAGGCUAUGUGGCUCCACUACGUGUUUAGAGAAUUGCAGGUUGAAUUUAAAUAACUUAGCCAAAUCACGAGAAGGGUGUACUCUUUGGCAUAUAGAGCCUCUUAGCGUAGACUGAUCUUACACCUGAGAUCCCAAAUUGUUAGCAGCCUUAUACAUGACAGAGGCCAGGAUGCUUGCCUAUAGAAAUUAUGAGCCAUUAUCAGUCGCAACUUACACAGGCAGACCCGCUAUGGCAGAAAGAUUUUGGAGAACAUUUUUUUCUGAUGCUCCUCAAGGGGUGGGCACCCACUGUUGGCACUAUUUAAAAAAGGCAACUGCCAAAAGCAGGGCUGUUGAGUGCAGCAGGUAUGUGCUUUUCAAGCUGAAAAUUGAGGUUGAUCACUCAGAUUUACUGCAGAGGAAUCUGUAUUCAGAGGUUGUUGUGUGUGUGGUGGGUUUUGUGUGUGUGUUCAGGUGCGAGGGCAGGUGGGGCACCUCAUGUGAUACACUGCCUUUGGUCUCUCCUCCUGCAGUUGGUCCCAAAGCUGUGAAAGCUGUGCGAGAACCCCUGGGGCUGAUCAAAGAAGGCAGCUUUGUUAAGCUGAGAUGCGAAGUGAGAGAAGCCAACCCCCAGGAGCUCACCUACAUAUGGUACAAAGAAGGGCAACAUCUGCAGCUGAACUCUACGGUGACCAUCCCGAAAGUGACCCCUGAGCAUUCUGGCAGUUACUAUUGUGCAGCAAGCAACCAAGUAGGCUCAGCACAGUCCUCACCAGUUUGGCUGAGUGUCCGUUGUGAGUAUGGAAAGGAGAGAGUGCUGGAGAUGGCUGAUGAGGACCCCACCCCAAGUACCUGAUUCCCUUACUCUGUCCUCAGGGGUGGCCCAUCCAUUCUCGCUGCUUGAGCCAAAAUGGGAAGUGUCACUCUGCCCUGCCGUUGGCACCGCUGCCUCCACCACCCUCCCUGCCGUUUCCUUCACUGGUGGAGAAGUGUUGAUUUCAGGAGAGAUCUCCCCAAUUUCGGGUGAGAUCUAGCCUGAAACCAUGCAAGAUAUUGUGCACUUCACAAGAUCUUGUGCAAUUUCAGUGAGAUUUCAGCUGAAAUCGGGGUCAAUACCAGCCCCAAUUCACCCCUAUAAAUUGGGGCAGUGGGGCAGGUGGGGUCUGCUUAGGCAGCUAUUGCUACCUGAGGCAGCAUCCCCACCCCGCCAAAUGGCACAUCACCCUGCCUGUCCUCCAAGCAUUGCUUCUAGCUGAGGACAAGCUUCCAAGAUCUUUUCUUCAACCCUUGCCUUUUAAUUAGAACCAGAGCUGUCCAUUCCAUCCUCCUUAGUUUCAUUGUUUCCUUUCUAGAACACAGCAGGGAAAAAGGAUGGGGGCAAAAUUCAAGUUAAAAAGUUGGAUCUGCCUCUCAAUAGCUCUGGCUUCACCUACUGUUGGUCUCUCUCUGUCUUCUGCCCUAUAAGCCCCAAAGGGCACCAGCAACCCUUGAGUCAUAUUGAGAGCCUUAAGACAAAUACUGGACAGUGCUGAAUGUAUCUUCCCUGCCUUUCUUCUUGGCAGAUGGGCCUCGCAAUGUCCAUUUACUCCUGAGCACCCAGGAUGCUAUCAUUGAGGGAAUGAGUAUCUCAUUGAGAUGCGAUAAUGAUGCCUUCCCACCAGCUGAUGUUUACACAUGGUACUGGAACAAACAGAGGCUUCAGGAAACUUCCAAGAUACUUCAGCUUAGGAAAAUCCAGGUCGACCAGUCAGGAUCCUAUCACUGCAAAACUUCCAAUAGCAUCUCUGAGCAGGAGUCACCGCCCAUGGGCAUCACUGUGUCCUGUAAGUAGUUUAAGGUUACUAGAUUUUUUCCAAUGAAUCCGGGGACACUUUUCAACUUCAAUAGGAAUGAUAGGAUUUUGUAUGCGGACUGAUUUGUAAAUCCAGGGACUGUCCCUGGGAAAUGGGGAUGUCUGGUAACCUUAGAGUAGUUAUUAAUGGCAGGUCAAGAAUUCUACUUUGCAAAAUGUUGUUUUAGUAGCUGCAUGACCAUCCUUUGUCAAGAAUUGUAUGUUGAUAAUUAUUGUGGAAGGACGAUCCAAUGCAUUUCCAACAACCUGUGAUUUUGGGAGAGUAUUGUGACCUGACCAAGGAGCAUGGGCAAAGGAGAAUCUUGAGGGCUAGACAGAUAGUUCUGGAGGGCUGUAUUUGAGCCCAGGACCAGAGGUUCCCCACUGCUAAUCUAUACAGAUCUGCUGUAGUGUCAGAGUUAUUGUGGGAAAUAAACAUGGCAGCAAACUCAGCCACUCAGAGCACUAGAUGGUGGUGGUGGGGUUCAGAAAGUGGGUAUACACAGCCCUGCCUGGGACCUUCUGCAUGCAAAGCCAAUGUUCUGCAGCUGAGCUCAGGCCCUUCUCACUGCUUGCAAGGCAGAUGGAUGCCAAGGAGAGGAACCUGGUGGACUUCAGUGUGCAACUGAACAAAAGCCUGCUUGGGAUCAGGCAACAAUCUUUUCGCCGUUACAGCCAGGUGUUGCAAAUUCUGCGCUUUCUCCCUUUCUGUGUCAUGUAGACAGCAGAGCUACUGUGUUGAAGCGUGCCCUGAUUGGCCUGGGCAGUGUCCUAUUUGCGGUUUUCCUCCUGGGGUUGCUGUCACACGUGGUGCAGAGAUGGUAAGUGGUUGUGGGGAGAGCCUCUUUGACCCAGGCAGGUCAUUAACUGGUGGUGUUUCUGAAGGAGGUAGGCUUCCCUGUUCUGCUGGCAUUGUAUCAUUGCGCAUUUAAUUAUGUAUGGAGUUUGUAAUCAAGUUAAUGCUUGUAAAUUGCUUAGAAGCCAUUUUGGCAUGUAAGCAGUAUGUAACUGUAAAUAACUAGUGGGUAAUGUCUGGCAUUGUCCAGGAAUUUGUAAAAACAAAAAAGGUGUUUUUUAAAUGAAUAGUGUAGUUGCCAGUCAUGCCCAAAAUCAGACAAGGUCACAUUUGGGCCUGCCAUCCUGCUGCACAUUGGCUCCUGACACCCAAACUUUGAUGAAGCCUCCUGCCCCCACUUCUUGACACCUCAUGCUGUUUUGUGAUGAAACCCGGAGAGGUCGCCAAACCUAUGGCAAAAAAUGAUCAAAGUCAUACCCAUGUCCAGCUUCAGUCUGCCAUCUUGAUUUAGAAGGGCAUUUGGCAUCCCAACAAUGACAAAAACCACUACCCCACCUUGAGAAUUCUCAUGCUGAAUUUAGCAACGAUAGCUUGAUAGCUGGGAAAACCUGUAGAGAACAGACAGACAGACCAGUUUCCAAAAUAUGUAGCAGAAGAGAUUGACCAAUGAUCUGACAGUUUAAAUAAUGCCUAUCAACUUUCUAUAAAUCACACACACCUUCUGUUUGGUGAAGGGGUUUGGAAGUGGUGGUAGUCCUCUGGUGAACUGCCCCAAUGGGACAGAACUGUAUCUUUUCUACCAUUGCAGGAAGAAAACAUUGGACCCCGGCACUGGAAGGGCACGGAGAUCAGGCUCAUUUUUUGUCAAGAAGGUUAAGUCUUAUUUUCCACUGGUAUCAGUACAUUGUGGGAGGGUGAGGGUGUUGAAUCUGUUUGCAAAUAACAAGUGACAUGGCUGCUUCUGUGACCAGCCAAUGACCUCUAGAUGUUGCUGGCGGUUGUGACGAUCAGCAUGAAUUAAUAGGACAAAUUAGAUGAAGCUGCACCACAGUCCCAAGUAUGAUGACAGUGGUUGCUUCUUCUCCCUUGUGGCAAGUAGCAACCUGUGGGAGUCAUCCCUCCAGCCUUGUGAUUGGGACUGUGGUGCAGUGGGAAUUGGUUUUCCGUCCCCUUGCUUUGAAAAAGAAUUAGAUAAAUACAUGGGAGAUAUCAGUCGGUACUAGCCACAAUGACUAUGUUCCACCUUUACAGUCAGAGGCAGGGUAGCUCUGAAUUUCAGGAGUGGUGGCUUUUCUCAGCCCUGAGUGACACAUGGGACACCCUGUGAAAUACAUCUCAAAAGGCACAGGAGCCUGUCAUCCUUUGCAUGGAGGUGUGGGUGGGCAGGUGGAAUAUAUGUCCCUGCAGAGAAAAUGAAGGUGUCCUAGGCAAGAGAGUAAACACUGCUUUGUUUCUUAGGCCAAGGGAGAAAAACUGUGUAAUGGUAACAACAGGCUGAGAGAAAAUGGAGCAGAUGGGUCCAUUGGAUUCCUGAACCAGGGUGCAGAAACUUCAAUUUCUUAUGCGGCGCUCAGGUUCCCUCCAAGUUUGUCCGAGGAACGCACUGUUUAUGCCAGGUAUGAUGGGGAGCAGACUAGAGGGUUGCGGGAAGCUGUGGUAGAUACGUUGCCUUUUUUGGAAGAAGGGGGAGUCAGGCAAGUGAUGGGUUCAGAUGAACUGCAGUAGGAAGGGACUUCCACAUGCAAGGAGCCACCACUGAAUAGGCCCUUCCUAUACACUGCCUGUAAGGGACACAGGUGGCACUCUGGGUUAAACCAGAGCCUAGGAUUUGCCGACCAGAACGUUGGCAGUUCGAAUCCCCGCGACGAUGGGGUGAGCUACCGUUGCUCGGUCCCUGCUCCUGCCAACCUAGCAGUUCGAAAGCACAUCAGAGUGCAAGUAGAUAAAUAGGUACCACUCAGGCAGGAAGGUAAACGGCGUUUCCGUGCGCUGCUCUGAUUUGCCAGAAGUGGCUUAGUCAUGCUGGCCACCUGACCUGGAAGCUGUACACCGGCUCCCUUGGUCAAUAAAGCGAGAUGAGCACCGCAACCCCAGAGUCGGCCACGACUGGACCUAACGGUCAGGGGUCCCUUUACCUUUAUACACUGCUGAUGCCCAUAUUUUCUCUCUCCUUCCUUCCCUAUGAUGGACCAGUUACAAAGCAGGUCACCAGAGCUCCUGUGAGUCUAUCACUGGUGUAGAAGAGGGGAUUUCAGUUGGUACAGCUUCUCAUGUGGUGGGUGGGGAAAACGUCCCCAUCCUGAAACCACAUCGUUUGCAUGAUGAUUAAAGACUCAGCAACCCCGGUUCUUCUUUGCAUCUGGUACUUCUGUUGCUCAUCUCCUGUGAAUGGGAAAGUGUAUAAAGUCAGUAAGGGACCCACCCACUGAAAAUCAACAAAAUGCAACAUGGUGCAUUCUGGAUGUAGAUUACAACUCCAACCAUCCUUCACCAUUGACCAUGGUGGCUGGGGAUGAUGGGAGCUGUGGUCUAAUGGAGGGCACAAAGUUGACAAAGGCCGCUAUAUUGCACUCAGGCAGCCUAAGCACUAAAUUCCUCUUCCAUACUCCAAAUGCUUUUCUAACUGGAAUCUUCAAUUCUUUACAGUGUCAAAGCACCGCAACCUGUGGAUGAUGCCGUGAUCUACAGUGUGGUAAAGAAACCUCAGCUCCCCACAAAGGUACAUCUUCAUUGUAAAACAGAAUCCCAUGGGAUGUGUGAAUGACUUGGCUUCUCCAGUAUUGUAGCCCAUGAUCUCCUAUGGUUGGCAUGUCUGGACAUAUGGUUGGAAGUAUGCCAGGGGCCCACAUCCUAGCAGGUUCUCCACUGACCAGAGAACCCUGGAGAUGCUGCGGUGAGGAGGUAGACUCACAGAGGGAAAGAGGACCACGGAGGGUGUCCUCUCAAGGUAUCCCCCAUAACUCCAAAACGCUGUGAGGUUUGGUCCAUGCAAGGUGGAGGUAGGGGCUUCAAAGGGGUCUGGUCCCAACACAAGCAUGACCAAUGUUUCAGGUAAUGUACUAAAUUUGGUUGUCAUUCAGACUGCAAAUGGCAGUUUGACUCACACUGUAGAGAAACAGGUUUAAGAGCAAUAUGUCUGCCUCUUUUAAAGCAUCACAGAGAGUUGCGGCUUUCAAUAAACGUGUAUUGAAUAUAUGGGACAUAACUGUGUACAGCUGAAAACGCUGUCAGCAUUAAGAUAAAUUCAACAGUGUAAAUAAGUUUUGAUGAACGCAAUAACGGAACACAGAUAGGUAUAGUUUUUGUAAAAUGUGCAGGGAUUUAUUAUAUGCAAAAUCAACCAUGGAAAGAGAAGAAUGGAAGUCAUGGAUAUCUCAAGGGUGUAAAAUGAGUAUUUUAAAUUGUAAAACAAAAAAAUAAAUAUAUAUUAAAGAGAGAGAGAGAGAGAGAGAGAGAGAGAGCAUUGCGGCUUUCAGUUUAGUACAGGGAAUUCAAGCUGUCACUAGAAUAUUUUUCUCAGCUUUGUGGUCAGCUGUAGAAUAGGUGUGUGGUGAGAAGAACAGAACAGGGGAAGCCCUGAUGCAAUUUUCCCCAACCUGGUACCCUCCACCUGUUUUGGACUAAAACUCCCAUCAUGCCAGAUGAUUGGCCAUGCUGACUAGGAAUGAUGGGAGUUGUAGUCCAAAGCAGCUGGAGAACAUCAGAUUAGGGAAGUUGCCUUAGUAGCACUCUCCUUUGGAGUCAUGAAAAAGUCAGGUUUAAUUCCACCCUGUUUUUGUAAAGCAACUUGAGAAGGUGGUUUUUGUUUUAAAGAACCUUCAAAAACAAAGAGCACCCGAAUCUGGCAAAAUAAAAUGCCAGAUACCUUUAAUUAGCUGGGCUAAUGUCACAACCACGAGAGAAAGGUAAACCAUCCCUAACCUUCCCAGGUAAUCCACUUCUGGAUAGAUAAUGAACUGCCUUCAUAGUGAUUUGUUGCUCAUGGCAUUUGUUUUAGGACAAGUGAAAACUGAACUCAGUGGGUACCAUUUAUUUUUUUAAUUUUAAUUUGCUUUGAAACUCAUAUCAUCAGGCUUGCUAAUGCACAGGGCCAUGCUGUCCUGAUUCAGCUUUUGGUUUCUUAUGCUGUCCCACCCCCUUGUUGGCAAUUUACAAGAAAUCGUCACCCUUGAAGUGAAAACCAUUUUUCUUAAAAAAGACGAGCAUGUGUUUCCUUUGUAAGGCCCAGAUAGAAUCUCUGCAGAGCGUAACACGGCCCCAGGGAUAUGCACUGUCAACAGCAUCUCCUACUAGCUGUGCUACUUUUUAAAAUCAUUACAGUAUGCCAGUGCCUUCUGCUAUCUGCAUGAGAAGCAGAAAUUCAAUAGGUAAAGGAGGCUUUCCUUGCCAUAGUGGUGAGACGGGAGAGAGGAGAGAAAUCUCUUGAAGUCUGGUCAAGCAACUGUUUAAUAAACGUUUUGGGGCAUGCGGAAGACCUGCCCUAAAGAUGGGGGGGGGGAAACAAACCUAGAUCUGUAUUAAUUGGCACUUCUAAUGAAGCUACAAAUCCAUAGCUGUCAACUUACAGAUUUGAAAAUAAGGGACCAGCAGCCAAAAUAAGGGAUCAACAAUUACUUUGAUAAAAUAGAUAUUUUGUUGCAUGCAAAUGGCUUUAGAUACCUGUUAGGUCCAUAAAUUACCAUAUAGCAUAUAUUCAACACAAAAAAACAGCAACAAUUUGUUGUUGACAAAGCACUGCUGGACAUAGAAAGGGCUCCAUUACCUUCAGUAGCUUAUUUAAGGGACAUCAUCAAUAAGGGACAGCAGCGGGACAUGGUGCUGGGAUAAGGGACUGUCCUGCCAAAUAAGGGACGCUUGACAGCUAUGUACAAAUCUCACCACCCCUGAAUGUUGGCCAUUCUGGCUGGGACUGGUGGGAGUUACAGUCCAAUGAUGUCUGGAAGGCACUGAGGUGGGGAAGGAUGCUCUGUUGCAUCCAGGAAGCUUAACCACUAAAUCCAAAAUGUGAAAGUUUUAUCAACUGCAUAGGGAUACCUGUUGUAGCUUGGCUGGGUGGGAGUGCAGAUGUAGUAUCAUGAAAAACUGUGGUCCUUAAAAAACACACGAAAAAACCAAGCUGUUAGUCCUUAAGUUUGCAGCGAGCACCCUGAAAAAUGUGUAGGUGGUUUCUACUAAAUAUUCCAAGGCUUUGGGUGGAAGCUGCCUUAAAACUAGCCAAACUAUUGGCCUUUUUAGCUCUGUAUUGUCUAUUCCAGGGGUCAGCAACCUUUUCCAGCUGUGGGCUGGUCCACCGUCCCUCAGACCAUGUGGUGGGCCGGACUAUAUUUUGAAAAAAAUAUAUGAAUGAAUUCCUGUGCCCCACAAAUAACCCAGAGAUGCAUUUUAAAUAAAAGCACACAUUCUACUCAUGUAAAAACAUGCUGAUUCCCGGACCGUCCGCAGGCCGGAUUGAGAAGGCGAUUGGGCUGCCUCCAGUCCACGGGCCUUAGGUUGCCUACCCCUGGUCUAUUCUGAUUGGAAGAAGCUCCCCAGGAUUUCAGACAGGAGUCUCUUCCAGCCCUGGAGAUGCUGAACUUGCCAUGCAAGGCAGAUUCUAUGCUAGGCUUUGAUGAAGGGCCAGGGAGGGCUGGGGAGGAUUCUUAGUCUGAAACCCUGGAAAGACAGUACUUGCAGACAACACUGAAGUACAGUAAAUGGACCAGUGAUCUGACUCAGUAGAAGGCAGCUUGCUAUGUGUGCGCUGCAAACAUCAAACAAACACCACCCUUGUUGUCAGCAUUUCUUCUCGACAGAUUUUGAUAAUGGACAUUCUCUGCAGCUGUCAGGAUUCUGACAGCAUCUGGCAUGCAGAAGAUAGUACCUGACAAUGCAAAGCUGCAGCAGCGGACACUGUUUGAUAUUAGGCAUGAUUUUAACAGCUAUAAUCUAGCAGCAGCUAAUAUUUGACCAUUUGUGAUAUUCUAUAAGUAUUAGAGCAAGGAUGCAGAGGUUCUUGGACUCCGGCUCCCAUCAGCCCCAGCCAGAACACCCAAUGGUCAAGGAUGAUGGGAGCUGUAGUCCAACAGAAUCGGAAGGACUACAGGUUCCUCAGCUGUGCAACAGAGGUCACUAUUUGACAGCAUCUCACAGGACAGUUGUUAUGCAGCCACCACCAGUUUUGCUUCUGCAAUAUACUAGCCAACAAUUGACGUAUGAAAGUUGGUAGAUGACAUGCAAUGAAAUGCACUCCAGUUUAUAUAAUGCAUUCAGUCAGUCAGUCAGUUAUCCAAUCAAAACAGGCAAAUUGCAACAUUUUGAGAUCCCCCCGUACAACUCAAUUCAAAUAUUGCAUUUUGAAAAAUGGGCAUUUAUUGACCUUCUUUGGACUUUCAUUUCAGUGUAACCCUGGGUCUCUCUAACACAGUAGAGAAGUCUUCCCCAACUGAGUGCCUUCUGGAUGUUGUUGGACUACAGCUCCCAUCAUCCUUGACCAAUGGUCCUGCAUGCUUGGGCUGAUGGGAAUUGGGGUUUAAUUACAUCUGGAGGAUACCACAUUGCCUACCCAUGGUCUACUGGCAGCAGCUCUCUGGAAUUUGAAGCCAGGGUUCUUUCUCAGCCCUGCGUGAUGCCAGGGGUUGUAUCUGAGACCCUUUGCCUUUAGAGUAAACCCUCUGCUCCACCACUAAGCUACACUCCUUCCCCUCAACUUGUAUCUCUUUCUGCUUUAGGGAGACACCAAACCUGACUACGAGAAUGUGGUGAACAAGAGUGAAGAGGAACUGCAUUACUCAUCCUUGGUGAACCUGGGCCCACGGCCUCGCCCCACCUAUGUAGACUCUGAAACAGACUCUGAAUCGGAGGAGAGCAUCCAGUAUGCAUCCUUGAAGCACUGAUCCUCUUGGAACUAGCAGAGAUCAGGAACUACUCCUAGACUCUUUCCCCUCUGUGUUGAGGUGGUGCCAGUGGCUGGGCCUGUAUUAUAGCUUGCUGUUUGCAAUCAAAUGCAGCAGAACUUGAGCGGGCAGUACAGAUGAUUUGACUGUACUGGGAGACAAGCAAGGCUGAGGUUUAGAUAGAUAUGGUGCAUCACUGCCAGCACAGCGCUCCACCUAUCAACACAUUUCAUUGGUGAUCGAGAUCAGUAUCCCCAAGUCUUGUCUUUCCCAUCGGAUCAUAUGGAAAAGAUCUGCUAUUCCUUCCUUCCUUCCUUCCUUCCUUCCUUCCUUCCUUCCUUCCUUCCAACAAGUCAAUCCAUACUUGCAAAAUAGAAAACUGCUCUCUGUAUAUUCCAGGUGAGACUAUUCAUUCAUCCAUAUCAUCAUAUCAUCAAUCUUGGCUAGAAGCAGCUCUGCAGGCUCAGAAGUCUUUCCUAUCAUCUGCUGCCUGAUCCUUUGAACUGGACAUGUCACAGAUCGAACCUCUGCGUGGAUCCUUCCAGUCAGCUAUGGUUGCAUUUGGUUCAGGGAUUCCCAAACUGGGUGGGGUCCCGCUGUGCCUUGAAAGGGAUGGGGAAGAUAUUUGAUUCAGAUCAUGUUUUACGGUAAACUUAAAGAAUUCUCAUUUCCCAAAGCCACACACAAACCGAAACACAGUUGUCCCUCAAAAUUCUCACUUCUGCAAAUUUUGCAAUGUAGUUCUCCAACCAUGCGACGCGUAUAAAGAGGUAUAUGCAAAGUGGGCAUAUAUAUCUCUUUGUGUGUGUCCCAACUUUUCAUAUCAAGUGGGCCACAAGGGUACUUUGACAUGAAGCCUAUGGGCCUCACACUGCCUUGUUGUGCACAUGGGGGGAACAAGGCCAACAUUUGACCCCCUGUCAGCCCUCAUUCUACCUUCCCAAAGCUGAGUAAGCAAGGUGCUGGCUUUGGGAAGGAGGUGGGAGGACUCUAAGACCCCAUCAGAGCCCUUGUGCCUCAUUCCCAAAGCCCAGUGCCUUGCUUACCUGGCUUUGGGAAGGCAGUGCCAUGGCUGUGGGGGAACAUCAAAUGUUGCUGAGGACUGCCCAAAAUACCUUGAAACUUUGAGAGAAAGACCACAGUGGACCACCCAUGUGUGCGUGUGUGUGCACGCACGCAUAUCUAUUAGUGAAAACAACAUGGGGAAAUGUAGUAUAUAAAGGGAAGUUGUUUUGCAAAAUGCGCAUUAGGCAAAAUUGCAGACAAAUAUGUGCAUAUUGGGGCAGAUUCACACUAAAAUGGGUUAUGAAUUUUCAUGAUGUGAAAAUGUGAAGAACUGAGCUUGGAAAGAAUGAGAAACUGAGAGAAACCAAAACUGACACAUUCACCUAUACUGCCAGGAACUUCUUGCAGAGGCAAGAGGGCCAGAGGCUGACCCAGGGGAGGGGAUGGGUGAUAUAUGAGCUUUUGUGCUACCCAAGGGGCAUGAGCUAGGGCUGGAGGAAGAGGGAGAGUCCAAGCAGUUGGCGAUGAGGUAGGAGGUGUCAGAAGUGGAGGAGGAGACUGUUGCUGCCCCCUUCCCCACAGUCUCCAAGGACCAGGAGGGCUGGAAGAAGCAGGCAUCUUGUGUAGGUCGCAAGUUUCUUGUGCAUGCCCUAUCAGGCAAGGGUUACUUAAGUCUGAAGGGGGGCAUGGUCACACCAUUGCACCAACAGCCUAGUUUGGGGCACAAGUGUGGGGCGGCGAUGCCAGCUAUUUCUUUGCCAAAGCUGUGUGUCCGGGUUCCGUGCACCUUAGGAGCUACAUUAAGUGUGCGCUUUAUCAAUAAAUGAUUAAACUACUGGUCAUUUGUCCUCCUUAGGCCAGAAGAUACAUAUGUACUGACGAGAUCAUGGGACAUACUGCAUACCAACCAAGCAUAUAUACUCUCGCUGAGCCGCAGCCAUUACUAAGCUCGUAGUCACAUUUGUGGACCUGUGAGCCCUAUAUGGUCAGUGACAAGACAUCUGGUUCUGAAUGGUAUUGCUACAGCCUUGCCUUCCUUCUGUCACUCAGAUGUAAUCCAUCAGUUUUGACAUGCAAGUGUAUCCAUGGAGUUUGCUUUUGAAUCUGUCUAUUGAUUGAACAAACAGUUGUCUCCAAUGUUUUGCAAAACUUUCUCCUAGCAGCACUGAUUGUAUCUGAAAGAAGUUUAUGGCAGUCCGCUUAUAUAUCCUUUGUAUCACAUGGUGGAAAUACUAAUGGUUCCCAGAACAGCUUGAAUCCAGGUAUCAUAUCUCAAUAACCCCAUUCAUUUUGUUCUAAAAUGUCAAGGCUAGUGGACAGGUCCACCGCAAAUGUACGUAAUAUCAAUAACCACCUCCUUCCUUAUGAUGCUUCCAGCAAAUGGGGAUUGCAUAUAUCUGAUACCUGGCACACAUUCCUCAGUGUCGUAUGCCAUCCUGCAAUUCAUUUUAAAUACAUUACUGUUUGAGUAGUACGUAAUGGAAAUCCACACACUGUUCUAUAUAUAUAAUCCCCUGUAUCAAAAUGGAAAACAGGUUUUUGUCUUCAGCUACUGUCCUUCCCUGCAGCAGCCAACACAGAAGGUUGAGUGACAGCCGUAUCAGUUUGGCAGCAAAUUGGGACCAGCAAAAACUAAGGGAGUUGCUUCUAAAUACUUGAGAGGUUCCCAUGAUAUGCACAUGUACAUACCGAUGGAAGAUGUUCUAUAAAAGGAAGGGCGAUAUAAUGCAAUAAAUAGUGACGGAUAAUUAAAACCCUCUUAGCAAUAUGGAAAGGACUAUGACUCUUUGGGAUCUACAAAAUAUUGAGGUGACAGUUGAAAGGGUGAUACCACCAACUACCGUUUUUUUCACUCCAUAAGACGCACCAGACCAUAAGGCGCACCUAGUUUUGGGAGGAGGAAAACAAGAAAAAAUAUUCUGAAUCCCAUAAGCCAGAACAGCAAGCAGGAUCGCUGCGCAGUGAUCCCUCUUGCUGUCCUGGCUUAUGGGAUAGCUGCUCGCAGCCUCUCCCAGGCAGCGGGAUGAAGGCUCCCCUUGCCCGAAGAGGCUGCGUACGGCUAAGGCAGAAGCCAGGAGAGGCGCUUGGCUGAAGGGGUGUUGCACAGAGAGCGAGAGCUGCGCAGUGCCCCUUCAGCCAAGUGGUAGGAGGAACAGAAGGAGCC